This is a messenger RNA of Raphanus sativus (radish), 1245 nucleotides long. RefSeq names its product cytosolic sulfotransferase 16. Gene Ontology annotation, biological process: sulfation. Gene Ontology annotation, molecular function: aromatic desulfoglucosinolate sulfotransferase activity. Bases 83 to 1096 code for a protein of 337 amino acids. Gene Ontology annotation, cellular component: cytoplasm. The transcript has a single exon. The record is from RefSeq and is a predicted model, not a curated record. NCBI's taxonomy places the organism in Eukaryota, Viridiplantae, Streptophyta, Magnoliopsida, Brassicales, Brassicaceae.
CUUUCUUCAUCAUCAUCCUCCACAACUCCAUAAGAGCUUCCCGACAUAUCCUCUAACUCCAUCACUCAACACCAUCUCCCCAAUGGAACCCAACACGACCCCGAACGGAUCCCAAGUCGAGCUCUCGGAGUUCGAGAAGACCCAAAAGAAGUACCAAGAUUUCAUCUCUGCCCUCCCAAAGAGCAAAGGAUGGAGACCAAACGAGACCCUAACCCAAUACGGUGGACACUGGUGGCAAGAAUGUCUCCUAGAAGGCCUUCUUCACGCCAAAGACCAUUUCCAAGCACGACCCACCGACUUCCUCGUCUGCAGCUACCCGAAAACCGGCACGACCUGGCUCAAAGCCUUGACUUACGCCAUCGUAAACCGUUCCCGCUUCGACGACGCCGCGAACCCGCUCCUCAAACGCAACCCUCACGAGUUCGUGCCUUACGUGGAGAUCGACUUCGCUUUCUACCCGACCGUGGACGUCCUUCAAGACGGGAAGAACCAGCUUUACUCCACCCAUAUACCCAACGGAUCACUACCAGAGUCCAUCGUGAAGUCAGGUUGCAAGAUGGUUUACAUAUGGAGAGACCCCAAGGACACUUUCAUCUCCAUGUGGACUUUCCUCCACAAGGAGAAGUCUCAAGAGGGUCAGCUAGCGAGUCUCGAAGAGGCUUUCGAUAUGUUCUGUGAAGGUCUGUCUGUGUACGGUCCUUAUCUGGACCAUGUGUUGGGUUACUGGAAGGCUUACAAAGAGAACCCGGAGAGGAUUCUGUUCCUUAGGUACGAGGCGAUGAGAGCUGAUCCUUUGCCGUUUGUGAAGAGGUUGGCUGAGUUCAUGGGGUAUGGAUUCAGUGCCGAGGAAGAGGAGAAAGGGGUCGCUGAGAAUGUUGUGAAGCUUUGCAGCUUCGAGACGUUGAAGAAUCUUGAAGCUAACAAAGGAGAUAAGGAGAGGGAGGAUCGCCCUGCGGUUUAUGCGAACAGUGCUUAUUUUAGGAAAGGAAAGGUGGGAGAUUGGGCUAAUUAUCUGACUCCGGAGAUGGCUGCUCGUAUCGAUGGGUUAGUGGAAGAGAAGUUCAAAGACACUGGCUUGCUUCAACAUGAUCAGUGAAGUGUGUUUGUCUUUGAUCUCUUCUUGAUCUUUUUUUGUUAUUCAGUACAAAACAGAGGAUGCUCUGUUUUUCCAUUUGGUUCUGUAUUGUAUGUGUGUAAUCUGUUAUCUGUGUCAUCGUAUUUAUAACAAGAGAAAGAUCUUUGAUU